AAGAGGUUCCGGGGGUGCCCUGCGCUGGAGGCAACGGAAUGGAGCCCGGGAGCGGGGAUGCGGGCGGGAGCUGCGGCCCGACGCUGACCUCCUCCUGGGAGGCGGCGCGCGGGCUCCUGACGCGGAGCCUCCAUGUCACCCGGAACGGCCUCGGCGCCCACGACCCCGACUGGGAGGAGCUGCUGGCGCCGCCCGCCGCGGGCCGGGAGCUCGUGAGUCUCAAGAGCAGCCGCAGUCCUCCGGAUGAAAAGCCCUGCUUCCUUCACCUGCGGUGUGCGCCGAAUGGAGGCGAAGAAAUCCUUUCGAUUGGCAUUCUGAGUUCGGCAAGAAAUAUGGAAGUCUACUUGGAGGAGGAGUAUGGUGGAACCAGUAGGGGCAAGAGUGUCUGCACGGUCCUGGAUGACAGUGAACAUGGAAAGAUCCUUUUGUACAAAAACCAUAUAAAAUUGGAAUCUUCCACACAUGCUUGCAAAAUAAAGUUGCUGUCCUUUGGUGAAAAGCAGUGUGUGUUCAUCAGUAAAGUUGUGGCACACGUGAGACCAAGCUCAGCACAUUCCUCACCAAGCUGUCCUAUGCUAGGAUCAAGGCUAGACCUUGACAACAUCCAAAGCAUAAUGGAGUCCAUGGGGUCAAAGUUGUCACCGGGAGCACAACAAUUGAUGGAUAUGAUUAGGUGUCAGCAGAAGGCUGUCCCUCAGAAGCUAUUGAAAGCAAGUUGCAUUCCCAUCAGAGAGCAGCUCCAGUCGGUGUUGGGAACCACCGGGUACAAGCACAUGGUUGCACUGCAGUUGCCGUCCGCUCCGGGAGCCUUAGACAAGUCGUCCUCCACGCCUUUUCCUUUCAGAAGUGUACUGACCUCUUCAAGCGCCACUGAAAACUCAAAGCCUUUCACUGAGGAAAGCACACAGCCACCUGGUGGCAAUGGGCAUACCACAAACCAGAGCCAACGUACAAUUGUGCCACCAAACCAUUCCCUUCUUGAAAAUGACCUUAAAAAUGCAGUGUCUUUCUUUCCAAAGAAAGCAAGUGACACCCCAGAGGUGCCCCACUCUGAGUUGCUGCCUUUUCUCCAGAAUUUGUGUAGUCAAGUCAACCAUCUUCGCAUAGGACAUAAUGCCAAGUGGCAGGAAAACAUCUCCAAGCCCCAAGAAGGCAUUGUCAGUGUUGCAAUGGAAGAACAACCUAUAUAUUCCUACUUGGAAAAGAUUCUUUCGAAAAAUAUGGAAUUGAUGGAAAAGAAACUUAUGGACUACAUUGACCAGAGAGUCUGUAAACUCCAGGAGCACAUGGAUGCUAAGAUUGAUUUGUUAAUGGGUAUGCUGCAAAAUCCCAGCUCCCCACCCCCGGGGAUGCCUCUAAUCCAUUAUGACUCCAGAGAAAAACUUUCCAAUGGAGAAAGAUAAGCUCUCAACAUACGUGGUGUGCUGCAAGAUAUUAUGAUAUAUUUAUUACAGAGCCAGAACCCAAAAAUGUUUAUGAAAAGCAAGUAUUUAAUGUCCUUUGAAGGAUCAGUGUCUUACAUGAGAUGACCUCAGUGCUAAUUUUUCUGCAUCUAUUAUAAAUCUAGUACUACAAGAAGAGUUAACACAAUAUGGUCGUAAGUUAUUUUGUUUGCAAUAUUUUUCAUUCUUAUAGAAAUGUUUGUAUACCUGUGUUGCUUAAGUGUUUAACAUGUUAAGGAUUUUUAACAUAAUUCAUUAGUUUGUAUUGUAUAUUGUAUAUGAGUUUGGAGUAAAUUUUUUAUUUAUACAACUACCUUAUAUAGUCUCAGGAGUAUAAAAAAUAAUGUCUCCAGUAUUUGAUAUUUUUUCUUUUUCUAAUUAUUUUUGGAAAAUUGGAAACUUGGAACUUUUAAUUGAGAUUCCCAAUUUACAUUUUAUAUUGUAUAUGUGAGAUGAUGAAUAAAAUGCAGUUUUAUUUGUCAUGUUAAAGGAGUUUACUGAGUUACUGAGGGCAGCAGUGCUGUUUGUUUCGUGACAGCGUAGCUCUAGAUAGGAAAGAGGUCACACCAUUUCACCAUUUCAGCUUCACUGCUUUGGAUUUGGUGUUUCAGGUAAAGCGGAAACAUUUGUCUUUCUCGAUCUCAACCCAAGACAAUGCAAGGCAGUUCUUUUCUUGAGCUAGUAUAAGUUUCUCUCUUCAGAGCCUGUUUAGUGUGUGACAUUCUAAGAAUCUGAAUUAAGGAUUAAGAUUAAUGAAGUAAGUCUCCAGCAGACCUGUUUUACUAUUGUAUAUGUGUUGAAGGGUGAUAUAUCUGCAUCUAAAAAUAAACCCAUCUGCUCUGAAACUUA
Molecule: messenger RNA, 2291 nt
Organism: Jaculus jaculus (lesser Egyptian jerboa)
Lineage: Eukaryota; Metazoa; Chordata; Mammalia; Rodentia; Dipodidae
Gene: C1H10orf88
Product: chromosome 1 C10orf88 homolog
Exons: 7
Coding region: 39-1403 (454 amino acids)
Source: RefSeq, a predicted model, not a curated record